Molecule: messenger RNA, 174 nt
Organism: Aureococcus anophagefferens
Lineage: Eukaryota; Pelagophyceae; Pelagomonadales; Pelagomonadaceae
Exons: 1
Molecular function (GO): metal ion binding
Source: RefSeq, a predicted model, not a curated record
AUCCUGCACAAGACGAAGAUCGUCAUGGAGUGCCUGCACCGCUUCUGCAGCGAGUGCAUCCAGAAGUGCCUGCGCGUGGGCAAGAACGAGUGCCCGAGCUGCCGCAUCCACGUGCCGAGCCGGCGGUCGCUCCGGCCCGACCCCAACUUCGACGCGCUCAUCUCGAAGAUCUAC